UUCCACAUUGACCCAUCAUCAUGGCCUACCUGGGACUCUUAUGCUGUUUUGCCUUCAUUGGUGCCUCUUUAGGCUGUGGUGUUCCUACCAUCGAACCCGUCCUGAGUGGCCUGGCUAGGAUCGUCAAUGGUGAAGAGGCUGUCCCUGGCUCCUGGCCCUGGCAGGUUUCCCUUCAGGACACAACUGGCUUCCACUUUUGCGGGGGAUCAAUCAUCAGUGAAGAUUGGGUGGUCACUGCUGCUCACUGUGGUGUCAAGAAAACUGACCUGGUGAUUGCUGGUGAGUUUGACCAAGGUUCCGAUGAGGAGAACAUCCAAGUGCUGAAGAUUGGCCAGGUUUUCCGGAAUCCCAAAUUCAACUUCUUCACCAUCACCAAUGACAUCACUCUGAUCAAGCUGGCCACACCUGUCCAGUUUUCAGACACAGUGUCCCCCGUCUGCCUUCCCAACUCUGCUGAGGACUUCCCUGCAGGCUCCAACUGUGUCACCACCGGCUGGGGGCUGACCAAGCACACCAACAACAAAACCCCUGAGAGGCUCCAGCAAGCUGCUCUACCCCUCCUGUCCAAGUAG
Sarcophilus harrisii (Tasmanian devil) is the source of this 572-nucleotide messenger RNA. Its product is annotated as chymotrypsinogen B-like. Gene Ontology annotation, molecular function: serine-type endopeptidase activity. The record is from RefSeq and is a predicted model, not a curated record. Gene Ontology annotation, biological process: proteolysis. The transcript is spliced from 6 exons. Bases 21 to 572 code for a protein of 183 amino acids. Lineage: Eukaryota; Metazoa; Chordata; Mammalia; Dasyuromorphia; Dasyuridae.